GAGAGUGAUUGUAAGGCGCACAUGAAGGCUCCGGACGCCGACAUGUCGGACGGCGCCGCGUCCUCCGAUAGCCGUAAGCGCAGUCGCGAGUCGUCGGCGGAGCCGCGUCGCACGCAUCGCAAGACUGAGACGCGUGUGCUUUUUUCGGAAGUGAUGGCGCAGGAGCGCGAGAUGGAGCGUAUCAAUUACGAGAAGAGCCGCACCCAGCUCUCUUCCCCCACGCAGCUACGCAAGGGCGAGACGGUCGAAUCCCCCGCCAAGAGCUCCAAGAAGAAACGCGCCGAGGAACGACGCACUAAGCGCCAGAAGCUGCGCCGCAACAUGAGUCCACGCUCCCCAGACGGCGGACCGCAGCUGCCACUUCGAGGCGGUGUAUCGCUUGUCAAUUUGGAGGCAGAUGGAGCGCAUACGCAGCGCAAACGUCGCUUCGCUCGGGAUGAAGACGCCAUCCAGGACGCCACGCUGCACUCAACAGCAUGGCGUAACCUUAAAUUCGCCGAGGCUCCGGUAAAUCUGCUACCUGACCGAGACGGCAUUUUGGAACCUUUUGCACUGAAGUUUGACGCCCCAUUGGAGGGUUUUAGCGACGAGCUGAAGGAGAAAUGUGCAAUGUCGACUGAAUUCUUAACGUCCAAGCCCCUAACGAUGAUGUCCGGGACCCGUGGAGAAGCUAAAGAGGAGCUGCAGGUGGAGGAGCGAGUCAAACAAUUGAUAGAAGAAGCCACGCCGAUGAUCAAGAAGUGCCAUGUUGCUCGUGCCAAUAGAAUUAUUGGCAAUACUCGACAACAGAUCGCGGCGUAUCUAGAGCAACGACCAGUGAUACGUGAAAAAGCGUGCACAAUUACCGGUAAGGAAUUGAUUUUAGUGUAGGAUGUUAUGGUAUUUGCUAAUUAUUAUGAUGUCGACAGGACUACCGUUGCAGAUUUCACGGUUAGAGAAGAUUGCUGCGCGGAGACUUCUCCGAGACGACGAAUUCGCGCCGGAAGGAGUUCUUCGUCCUCAUUAUUCGCUUGGUAGAACCGAGGCCGAUCAUUCUGAACAAGUUUACCCCGAAGUGGUGAGGUAUCUCAGCAAGAUUGCUGGAAUUCCGCGCUCUACGACGUGUAUACUCUCAUGUGGAACUCAUCGUGUGGAAGAUGAUCCAAUUAUUCGUUUUGUGCCUUAUUUCAGUGCCAAUAGCGCCAAGAAUAAGGCGCCACAGUUCUCCAGCAUGGAAGUUUGCAAGGAUACCCUUGUAGGAAUGGAUAACGAGGUCAACGAGUACGUAUUGCGGUACGUGGUGAAUGCGUGCGGAGGGGAUCAGGCUGUAUUUGAGGCGCUUCAGCGAUGUGGAGCCUUCUCGCAGCCAUUUGCCAACUAUUCCGAUAUUUUUGAACGCGUUACUCGGGAGAGAUUGUACAAGAAACAUUUGAAGGAGCUGGAAGCACAGCAAAGCAGUAGUAGGACAAUUACCACACUUCUCGAGGAGUGCUUGGCAACACGAACUGGUGCACAUCUUCGUGGACGUUUACAGCCGCUCCCAGCACAUGUACUAUUGAAUCACCUCCAGGAAAAUGGCGAUACAGGGGUGCGAAAAGCUCCAUCGAAGGAAUUCAGAGAGCUCGUGGUUAAGUAUCAGGAUUUCUUCUGCCGCCGCUGUUGUACGUACAGUUGUCGAAACCAUGGCCGUGAGCAGCCUGUUCGUGUCGUUCGUAUCGACCCAAGCUAUCCGGUAGUGAAGGCUUCUGCAAAGUUGUGGCGACGUGUUGAAGAAGAGCAAUUGGCAGAGGAGCUGGCAGAGGAGGAAGAGCAGGAUGAUGCAGAUGAUGAUGAACAAACUCCGGAAUCGGACGAACCAAUGUCCGAGCAGGCACCCGCUGUGGACAGCACUGACAACGAGGAUAGACCAAAAGACCCAGCUGCUGAUAAUGCUGCAUCGACGCGGAGGUCUAUGCGUGCCCAAACAGCUGCAAGCACUAAGGCGUCUUCAAAGCUGAGCGCGAUCCGAUUGAAAAAGCUGGUUCGCUCCAAGACAUCGGACGUGUCGGAGUACCUGGGCUUUGACGGAAUUUAUCAAUCAAUGACACAGGAUAGGAAGACGGAGCUGUUAUCUGCUGAUCUGCGCUGCGGACCUCACUGCUCUAAGCCUGUAUCGGAUACAGCUCAAGAUGAAGAAAUCAUCAGCGUUAAGGCAUUACAGGACAAGAAGUGGGAUGGCUCAGAAAUUGCUCUGUUGAACAAGCUGGAGAGAUGUGUUGGCCCCAACCCGUGCGCUUUAGCAGAGUUGAUUGCCACACGAACUUGUGCUGAAGUCGCUGAAUUCCUCCAAGUGCGUGACAACAGACCACACGAUGAUCUUCGCGAACUUGUCAUAUCUCGAAGUGCCGCGUACGGACGGAAUCGUGAGAGAUCCAAUGGUGUGCUUGGCAACAGCUUUGAGCAUCUCCGACGCACGCGCUCCCAGCGAAUGAAGGACCGUGGUGCGAAUCACGAGUAUGUCCCAUGCAACCAUGAUGGUGGCUCUUGUGACUCAGCGCAAUGCUCGUGCAUGCGUCGUGAUCACUACUGUGAAAAGUCUUGUGGUUGCUCUCCCGAUUGCUCGAAUCGUUUCCCUGGAUGCCACUGUGAAGUGGGUCAGUGUCGAACUUCCGAGUGUCCAUGUUAUUUUGCCGCGCGGGAAUGUGAUCCUGACGUCUGCACCUCGUGCGGUGCCAGCGAGCUUCCAGUUGUUAUGGCUGAUGAGGAAAGCAAGGGCAAAACUAUUGCGCAGCUUAAAACCUGCGGGAAUGUCAAUAUCAUGCGCGGCCAGAUGCGCAAAAUCGGAGUUUCUGCUUCAGAAACCCACGGGUGGGGAGCGUACGCAUUGGAGAGUGUGAAGAAGGGCGAGUUCCUGUAUGAAUACACUGGUUCGCUACUGUCUCAAGACGAAGCAGAGCGACGUGGCAAUGUUUAUGACAAGACGACGAUCAGUUUCCUGUUCGAUCUGACGGAAGACUCCGUUGUGGAUGCCACCCGCAAGGGCAACAAGAGUAAGUUUGCGAAUCACGACUCAGCAGACCCGAAAUGUUUCGCCAGAAUCAUGCUUGUGAACGGAGACCACCGCAUCGGCAUUUACGCGAAGCAAGAUAUUUCAAUUGGGGACGAAUUGUUCUUCGACUAUGGCUACAGUGGAGUAAUUCCGGACUGGAGCCAAGCUCGCAUCGGAUCCAACAAGGAUACUGCAUCAGUUGAAGAGAACGACGACAACAAAUCGAGCCCAGUCGACGUAAAGGAAGAGUAAAAAAACGUCAAGCGAUGGGGUUAUCACUUGACUCGUGACUGGUAGAAUUCGCUAUGAAAAUCAGGACAUGAAUAAAACAUGCUAUUGUUGUUUUAUUCAACUGAAUAAAAACAAAUUCUCGGUAAA
Molecule: messenger RNA, 3385 nt
Organism: Phytophthora nicotianae INRA-310
Lineage: Eukaryota; Oomycota; Peronosporomycetes; Peronosporales; Peronosporaceae
Exons: 1
Coding region: 872-3259 (795 amino acids)
Biological process (GO): chromatin remodeling
Molecular function (GO): histone methyltransferase activity; protein binding
Source: RefSeq, a predicted model, not a curated record